AUGACUUUAAUUUCAAAAUCAUUCCAAAACGAAUACUCUCUAGACAGGAGAAAGCAUAUCUCUGCUAAGAUUAGAAAUAGAUAUAAGGAUAGAUUACCAAUUAUCGUAGAGAGAGCACCCAAUAGUAAUAUACCAGAGAUAAGCAAGAAAAAGUUUUUGGCACCAUGCGAUAUGAUCGUGUCAAAGUUUGUAAUGGAGAUCAGAAAACACCUCGAGGAGACAGGUCAAGCAACUGAAAAGACUGCCAUCUUCCUCUUUGUAAAGAAUAACACUGUGCUACCACCAACAUCGAAUCUCAUCUCUACCAUCUACGAGCUAUACAAGAAUGAAGAUGGUUUCCUUUAUAUCACCUACUCUGGAGAGAACACCUUUGGUUAA
This is a messenger RNA of Heterostelium album PN500, 378 nucleotides long. RefSeq names its product MAP1-LC3 domain-containing protein. The record is from RefSeq and is a predicted model, not a curated record. The transcript is spliced from 2 exons. Gene Ontology annotation, biological process: macroautophagy; cellular response to nitrogen starvation. Gene Ontology annotation, cellular component: autophagosome; cytosol. The coding region runs from base 1 to 378 and encodes 125 amino acids. Lineage: Eukaryota; Evosea; Eumycetozoa; Acytosteliales; Acytosteliaceae.